AUGACUCAGGAGCCUCUCACCAGUGCGGUGGCUUUUUCCAGCAAAGCAGCUCAGGAUCUUGAACAAGAAAAGAACGACAGACCAAAGUGCAAUCAAAGUGUUUCCAGCAGGUCGUCAGCUUUUCUGUUUCUGGACUACCCAAAAACAGGAGAAAUGGGUGAUGCAAUGCAUUGGUGCACACAGACACCAUUUUCCGAAGGCACUGGUCAUUUGUCUGACUCUCUCCAGUACAACAGAAAAUACGGUGGACUGAUCGCCCCAGAGAACGGCGUGUACAAGGUAUACAGUCAGGUGACAUUUCGCCAGUUACCCAGGGCAUCCGGUCCCACCCUCUACAUACACUGUCUGUUCCGUGUGCGCGCGCACCAUGAAGAGGGAAAAGUCGUCAUCUGUUCGAAGACCACUAAGAUGAACGUCACCGACGCCAGAAUCCUCCAGCCGUCGUAUUUCCAGGCGGAGAUCAACGUCAACAGCGGUGAUACGCUGUUUGUGAACGUGUCUGACAUCUCAUCUGUGUUCUCGUCCUAUGAAGACAGCUUCUUCGGCUUGUCAAAACAGUAA
This is a messenger RNA of Liolophura sinensis, 561 nucleotides long. RefSeq names its product tumor necrosis factor ligand superfamily member 15-like. The transcript has 4 exons. Gene Ontology annotation, molecular function: tumor necrosis factor receptor binding. The record is from RefSeq and is a predicted model, not a curated record. Bases 1 to 561 code for a protein of 186 amino acids. Gene Ontology annotation, cellular component: membrane. Gene Ontology annotation, biological process: immune response. NCBI's taxonomy places the organism in Eukaryota, Metazoa, Mollusca, Polyplacophora, Chitonida, Chitonidae.